Messenger RNA from Microcebus murinus (gray mouse lemur), 1104 nucleotides. It is a transcript of the gene PDZD9, whose product is annotated as PDZ domain containing 9. The record is from RefSeq and is a predicted model, not a curated record. Gene Ontology annotation, molecular function: protein binding. NCBI's taxonomy places the organism in Eukaryota, Metazoa, Chordata, Mammalia, Primates, Cheirogaleidae.
GGUUCCAAACUGUUGGGAGUUGACUGACUCCAGCCUCUGGCUCCCCAGGCCCUCUGGAGCCGCCCGCCCUUCCGGGGCCAUGGAGAAGUCCACCCGCAAAACCAGAAAUGAAAGACAAGUCAACCUCAAGGUCAAGGAAUCUGUACACAACUUGAGCAAAACGCAGCAGACCAAACUCACUGUGGGCAGCCUGGGAUUAGGCCUGAUCCUCAUCCAGCAUGGGCCCUACCUCCAGAUCACUCACCUCAUCAAGAAGGGGGCUGCAGCGAAGGACGGGAAACUCCAGCCAGGUGAUGUUCUGAUUAGUGUUGGCUAUGCCAAUGUGUUAGGAUAUACUCUACGAGAAUUUUUAAAGCUUUUGCAUCAUAUCACCAUAGGAACAGUGCUACAAAUCAAGGUUUAUCGAGAUUUUAUUGACAUACCCCAAGACUGGCAAGAAAUAUAUGAUUUAAUCCCUGAGACCAAAUUCCCAGUAUCACACACACCAAAGAAAAGUGGGCAGGCAAAAGAUGAAUCUUUCACAAGCAGUGAUGACAAUGAAGAUGUAGUUUUAGAUAAAAGACUUACACACCAUAAUUAUUCACAGUCAACUAGGCAUCACUCUGCAAGGAGACCAAUAUCCAUCUCCAGAGAAUGGCAUGGAUAUAAAAAGAAGAACCAGACUAUUCGUGUAGGAAAAGACAUUAACUGUGACGUGAUGAUUCAUGGAGAUCGCAAGAAAGAAGUGAGAGCCCCUUCUCCAUACUGGACCAUGGUGAAGCAAGACAAUGAGAGCUCCUCCUCCUCCGCUUCCUCCAUCUCAGAUGCAUUCUGGCUGGAGGACUGUGCCCAAGUUGAAAAGGGCAAAGGUCAACCAGUAUCAAAGGUUGAUUAGGCAGUGGUUUGCAAAUCUGUGAUCAUAUAAGCAUUUAUCUUGAAAUCACCAAAUUUUUGUGCAUCACUGGGUGCAGGUUAGCUAUACCUACAGGAAUAUGUACAUACUUACCAAAUCUCUCCUAUGACUGCACUGUAAAGCCUUCAGAGACUUCCUUCAACGUGAUUAUCUAAAGACAUCCCUGCAGUCUUGCAGGCCUCACAAAUCUUAUUCUCAAAAUAGUAACAUAA